UUUCGUAAUUAAAAACCCCGAAACAAACUGUACCCGCCAUCCUCCUAAAACCCUAGCGGCUUCGUUCCCCAAGCAAGCUAGCCAUGGCAGCCGCCGCCGCCGCCACCCCGCUUGACGACGCCAAGGCCAAGAAUGUUAUCCGCCAGGUGGAGUUCUAUUUUAGCGACAGCAACCUCCCCCGCGACGGGUUCCUACGUAGGACCGUCGAGGAAAGCGAGAAUGGGUUGGUGAGCUUGGCUCUCAUUUGUUCCUUCUCGCGGAUGAGGUCACACCUAGGUCUCGAAGGGGAUGUGAAACCGGAUACUGUGCCAGAGGAGACCGUACUUGCAGUUGCUGACGUCUUGCGCCGUUCCACAGCCCUCCGUGUAUCAGAGGAUGGGAAGAAAGUUGGUAGGUCUAAGGAGUUGUUGAAGCCAGAUGAGGUUAUAGAUCAAGUGGACUCUAGGACAGUUGCUGCAUCACCGCUUCCUUACAAUGUAAAACUGGAGGAAGUUGAAUCUUUUUUUGCUCAAUGUGGCAAGGUAAAUAGUGUGAGGCUGCCUCGACAUGUUUCUGACAAAAGACAUUUCUGUGGUACUGCUUUAGUUGAAUUUUCAGACGAAGAUGAAGCAAAAGGUGUUUUCGAGAAAAAACUCGUAUUUGCUGGGGCCGACCUGCAAAUAAGACCAAAGAAGGAAUUUGAUACUGAAAGAGAGGCAAAGAAAGAAGCAUAUGAAAAGUCACAUCCUAAUAAGAGCGGUCAUGGUGAAGGCUAUCCAAAAGGUCUGAUUCUGGCCUUCAAGCUGAAGAAAAUUGCAGUUGAUAGUGAGACAGAAAAAAAUGGUGGGGGCAAAGUAGAUGACACUGACCUUACUAAGAAUGAAGGAGCUUCCGAUGCUACAGAGAAAUCUAGCGUAGAGAAUGAAGAGAAGAUCCCUGAGAAUAAAGGCAAUGUGAGUGAGGAGCAGUCAGAUGCUGUUGAGGAAUUGAAAGGGGUAUCUGCUGGGGAAACUUCACAAUCUGUUGACAAGGAUGAUAAAAGCCCUUCAGACAAUGCUCAAGAUAAAAUCUCGAGGGAGGACUUAAAAGAAGAAUUCACUAAAUUUGGCACAGUGCGGUAUGUGGACUUUAGCAUUGGGGAAGAUUCUGGAUUCAUUCGGUUCGAGGAUUCCACAGCAGCUGACAAGGCCCGUGCAUUUGCAGCCAUUGCAGAUGAAGGUGGUUUGACUAUGAAAGGCCACAUAGUCACUUUGGAACCUGUGUCUGGUCAAGCCGAAAAGGAUUAUUGGAGUGCAAUUCGAGGUGGUCAGGAGAAAUAUAAAGAUAGCCGAAACAACAGAGGACGAGACUGGAGGAAUAAUAGAGGCGGAAAGCCGUUUGGUGGUGGGAAGCGGGGGCGACACUUCGACUCCCGUGACAGGGCCUCCAAUAAAGCUCAGAAAGUUUAGAUGCAAUAUAGAUUUAGUCUCGAUAUAAUGAGGAAAACAUAUAUAUGCUGCGCCGCUUCCGUCCGCAUUUGUGGAAGGGGCAUUUUUUUAUGUUUAUUAUUUGAAUGUUGGCCUGAACUUUGAAAAGCAGACUGUGAACCAUGAGGCAUGCUGAUAAUGUCAUAAUGAUGAGAAUUGAGUACUGAUACUUAGCAACGAUUACCCGGAAGGGUCGUAGGAGCAUGCCUUGCCUUUUUCUUGAGAUGAAUAGAUGAUGGAUGUCACGGUA
This is a messenger RNA of Sorghum bicolor (sorghum), 1695 nucleotides long. RefSeq names its product la protein 1. Gene Ontology annotation, cellular component: nucleus. NCBI's taxonomy places the organism in Eukaryota, Viridiplantae, Streptophyta, Magnoliopsida, Poales, Poaceae. The record is from RefSeq and is a predicted model, not a curated record. Gene Ontology annotation, biological process: RNA processing. Bases 84 to 1427 code for a protein of 447 amino acids. The transcript is spliced from 10 exons. Gene Ontology annotation, molecular function: mRNA binding.